Rhodofomes roseus is the source of this 3510-nucleotide messenger RNA. Its product is annotated as P-loop containing nucleoside triphosphate hydrolase protein. Gene Ontology annotation, molecular function: RNA helicase activity; ATP binding; RNA binding. Bases 1 to 3510 code for a protein of 1169 amino acids. Gene Ontology annotation, cellular component: intracellular anatomical structure; catalytic step 2 spliceosome. The record is from RefSeq and is a predicted model, not a curated record. The transcript is spliced from 7 exons. Gene Ontology annotation, biological process: mRNA splicing, via spliceosome; spliceosomal complex disassembly. NCBI's taxonomy places the organism in Eukaryota, Fungi, Basidiomycota, Agaricomycetes, Polyporales, Fomitopsidaceae.
AUGUCUGACGCUGAUCUUUACAGCCUCGAAUUCCUCUCUCUUGUCGCUAAAAUUACCCAGGAGAUUGACAACCAUACAGGACUCAGUGACAAAACAUUAGCCGAAUUCGUCAUCGACCUCCAUGACCAGUCGAAGACACUACCCGAGUUCAAGCAGAAACUCAAGGAUGUGGGCGCGAACUUCCCCGAUGCUUUCGUCGGGAACGUCGACCGCCUUAUCCUCAGCAUGCAUCCAAAGCACAAGAAGCGAGCUGCCCCUUCCGACAAAGAGAACGCCGACGUAGAAGCCGGUGCUCUCGACGAAUCGGACAAGAAGAAACGCAUGUUCCCUGGUCUCGCGUUGAAGGACCAGGAGUGGGAGCCCACUGCCACGAAGGAUGCCGUAAUGAAGGAGGUCGACGACUUGAUGUCGCAGUUCGAGGGCGCUGCCAAAAGGGCGAGAGAGAGGCCCGCGGAUGGGGAACGGUCGCCAAAGAGGCGGCGUCAGUCUCGUUCGCGCUCGCCUCCCCCGCCACGGCGCCGCAGCCCUAGUCCUCCUCGCGAUAGCGGCUACGGAAACCGACGGGAUACCAGGCACGGUAGAGGCGGUGACAGGGGACGACAACUGGACGAACGUCCGGUGCUCUACAAGGUGUACCACGGUCGUGUCUCUGGUUUGAAGGAGUUUGGAGCGUUCGUGCAAUUGGAAGGUAUUGCUGGAAGAGUCGAAGGUAUGGUUCACGUCUCAAACAUACAGCAAGGAGCACGGGCCAACUCUGCCACUGACCUGCUCAGUCGUGGGCAGAAUGUGGUAGUGAAGGUAGUGAAUGUCGCCGGAAGUCGUGUAGGUCUUUCUAUGAAAGACGUCGACCAGGCCACAGGCCGCGACCUCACGCCGCAUCUGCGCAUCAAGUCGGAGGCUGAGCUUGCGGAGGAGGAGCGCACGCGCUCAGCGAACGGAGCAAACGCGGUGCCCCUCAGAGGUCGCGGUGUUACGACAGACGAACCCGUACGCUCUGCCAAGCGGUUGACAUCGCCAGAGCGAUGGGAGAUCAAGCAGCUCAUCUCUUCCGGUGCCAUCGACGCUUCGGAAUACCCUGAUCUCGAUGAAGAAUACGCCAACCCGACGGCGCGCGCGGAAGUGGAGGAAGAGUUGGACGUGGAGAUUCGAGAAGAGGAGCCGCCGUUCCUUGCUGGUCAGACGAAGAAGACGCUUGACCUUAGUCCUGUGAAGAUCGUCAAGGCUCCUGAUGGUUCACUGAACAGGGCAGCUUUGGCCGGCACAUCGCUCGCCAAGGAGCGGCGCGAGUUGCGCCAGCAAGAGGCUAUUGAGCAGGCCGACUCCGAGGCUCGCGAUUUUAGUGCUCCAUGGUUGGAUCCGAUGGCGAAGGAAGGCGAUAGGGUGUUUGCCCAGGACCUCCGAGGUAACCUGCUGGGACAGAAGGCAGGAGAGCAGCCGAAGUGGAAGGAAGCCACGUUCAACAAGGCGACAACUUACGGCGAAAUCACCAGCCUGAGCAUCCAGGACCAGCGCAAGAGUCUGCCCAUUUACAAGCUUCGCGAACAACUGAUUCAGGCGGUUCGAAAUCAUCAGGUGAUCAUUGUUGUUGGCGAUACGGGUUCAGGCAAAACGACGCAGAUGACGCAGUACCUCGCCGAAGCGGGUUUCGCGGACAAGGGAAAGAUUGGCUGUACACAGCCGAGGCGUGUGGCUGCUAUGUCCGUCGCGAAGCGGGUUGCCGAGGAGGUUGGCUGUCGACUCGGUCAGGAAGUCGGGUACACGAUCCGCUUCGAGGACUGCACGGGCCCCGAGACGAGGAUCAAGUACAUGACGGACGGUAUGCUCCAGCGAGAGUGUCUCGUCGACCCCGACGUCAGCGCGUACUCGCUAAUCAUGCUCGACGAAGCGCACGAGCGUACCAUCCACACUGAUGUGCUGUUCGGUCUGUUGAAGAAGGCCAUGAAGCGUCGCCCAGACCUCAAAGUCAUUGUCACGUCGGCCACCCUCGAUGCUGAGAAAUUCUCAAGAUACUUCUUCGGCUGCCCUAUCUUCACGAUUCCGGGUCGCACAUACCCUGUGGAGAUCCUGUACACGAAGGAGCCCGAGACGGACUACCUCGACGCCUCGCUGAUCACGGUGAUGCAGAUUCACCUGUCGGAGCCUCCUGGCGAUGUCUUGCUGUUCUUGACCGGCCAGGAGGAGAUCGACACGGCAUGCGAGAUCUUGUACGAGCGCAUGAAGGCCUUGGGCCCCAAGGUUCCCGAGCUUCUCGUCCUUCCCAUUUACUCCGCGCUCCCCUCGGAAGUCCAGUCACGAGUCUUCGAGCCGACGCCGCCUGGUGCUCGGAAGGUGGUCGUCGCCACGAACGUUGCCGAAACUAGUCUGACGAUCGCGGGCAUCUACUAUGUCAUUGAUCCAGGCUUCUCGAAGCAGAACGCCUAUGACCCCAAGCUGGGUAUGGACUCACUUGUCGUCAUGCCCAUCUCACAAGCCCAAGCACGACAACGCGCUGGCCGUGCGGGUCGUACGGGGCCAGGGAAGUGCUAUAGGCUCUACACUGAAGCCGCGUUCCGGAACGAGAUGUUGCCCAACUCCAUCCCAGAUAUUCAGCGGACGAAUCUGGCGCACGUCAUUCUCAUGUUGAAGGCGAUGGGUAUCAACGAUCUUCUCAGCUUCGACUUCAUGGACCCGCCGCCCGCUCAGACGAUGCUGACUGCGCUCGAAUCGCUCUAUGCGUUGUCAGCAUUGGACGACGAAGGCCUCCUGACGAAGCUGGGCCGCAAGAUGGCUGACUUCCCCAUGGAGCCCCCGCUCGCGAAGAUGCUAAUCGCUUCGGUGGAACUGGGGUGUUCCGAGGAGAUCCUCUCUAUUGUAGCGAUGUUAUCUGUCCAGAGCGUCUUCUAUCGUCCGAAGGAGAAGCAGGGGCAGGCGGACUCGAAGAAGGCCAAGUUCCAUCAACCAGAAGGCGACCAUCUGACGCUGCUGACCGUCUACAACGGCUGGAAAGCGAGCAACUUCUCGAACCCGUGGUGUUACGAGAACUUCAUACAGGCGCGGAGCAUGCGGAGGGCACAGGAUGUACGGAAGCAGCUGUUGGGCAUCAUGGAUCGCUACAAACACGACAUCAUUUCGGCCGGUCGAGACUACAAUCGCGUCCGUAGAGCUAUCUGCUCCGGAUACUUCCGCCACGCGGCGAAGAAAGACCCACAGGAGGGCUACAAGACACUGGUAGAGGGCACGCCGGUGUACAUUCACCCGUCGUCUGCGCUCUUCAACCGCAAUCCCGAGUGGUGCAUCUACCACGAACUGAUCCUUACGACGAGGGAGUACUGCCACAACGUCACGGCCAUCGAGCCCAAGUGGCUGGUCGAGGUGGCGCCUCAAUUCUUCAAAGUCGCUGAUGCGAACAAGAUCAGCAAACGGAAGAAGCAGGAGAAGAUCGAGCCGUUGUUCAACAAGUACGAAAAACCAGACGAAUGGAGACUGUCAAAGAUGAAGAGAAGCGCACGCUCGAGUCAGACUUUCGGCUGA